UGUUUUAGCUUUUGAGGCGUGCACCGAAGCAAACCCUCACUAAACCCUUAGGUUACUUUCAUACAACCACUGUUUAUAAGCUCAUCCGCACUUUUAGCCUACACACGGAGUUCUGACGUUCGAUCUAAACGUAGUUCCUUCGUUGGAAUUAGACUGUUGAUUCAACGUUGUUGGAGAGCUGGAUUUCAAUUCCUGCAUUUUCUCCCGCAAGAUUGUGUUUGAACCUUUACUGUUCCGAACCCACAAGUCUUGGAGCCAGAACGUAGGAGGGAAAGGACAAGAAAAAGCCAAAAAGGCUAUCUGAAACAUGCUCUCCUUGUUGUGUCUCAUGCUGUUUGUUGCACGUGUGUUCUCCUCAUCGACACCAGUGGCUGGAAUCUUCCCCCAGGACCCGGCGUUGCGGAUGGGCUCCAGCCUGACGGCCACGUGCACAGUGAGCCCCGAGCGGGGGCUGCAUGCCAACACUAUGUACUGGACCCUUAACGGGAAGAGACUCCCUAGUAGCACGUACGACCUGCUGAGCCCCAACUGCCUCAGUGUCACUCUGCACCACCUCAAUGGCUCCCAGCAACAGUCUGGGGACAACCUGGUGUGUCACAGCGGAGAUGGACAUGUCCUGGCUGGCUCCUGUCUCUACGUGGGCAUGCCCCCGGAGAAGCCGGUCAACCUAACCUGCUGGUCCCGAAACACAAAGGACCUGAGCUGCAAGUGGACCCCUGGGGGUCGGGGCGAAACCUUCAUCAAAACCAAAUACACCCUCAAGUACAAAUUGAGGUGGUACGGGCGAGAGAGGGAAUGUGAGGACUACAGCACGGGGCAACGCUACACGUGUUACAUCCCCCGGGACUUGGCCCUCUUUACUCCCUACGAGAUCUGGGUGGAGGCAUCCAAUCAGCUGGGGACUGCCACCUCUGAUGUCAUCACUCUGGAUAUCCUGGAUGUGGUGACCACAGACCCUCCAGACAACGUCCAUGUGAGUCGUGUGGGGGAGCUUGAGGACCAGCUGACAGUGCGUUGGGGCAGCCCCCCGGCACUCAAAGACUUCCUCUUCCAGGCCAAAUACCAGAUACGCUACCGACUGGAGGACAGCACUGAAUGGAAGGUGGUGGACGAUGUAGGUAACCAGACAUCGUGUCGGCUAGCGGGGCUAAGGGCAGGGACGGUGUACUUUGUCCAGGUGAGGUGCAACCCAGUGGGGAUCUACGGCUCCAGGAAGGCUGGGAUCUGGAGUGACUGGAGCCACCCUUCAGCUGCCUCCACACCCCACAGUGAGCGGCUGCAGAGUGGGUCAUGUGAGCCCAAGCCAGGCGAACAGAACUCCACCCUGCGACGGGAGCUCAAGCAGUUCUUUGGCUGGGUUCGCAAACACGCCUAUGGCUGCAGCGGCAUGUCAAUCAAGCUCUACGACCAGUGGCGGGUGUGGCUGCAGAAAUCGCAUAAAACACGCAACCAGAUUCUAUAAGGCGAUAAAUCAUAACACAUCAUUGAAAUAUUUAAGCAACAUUCACAACAGCAACUGAGAAACUGUCAGAAGGCCACUUUGAGGCCUCUCGGUGAAAGCGAUCCAACACUGGAUAUUCCAGCAUUUGGUCACACACAACAACUCUUCUUUGUAGGAAUCCAUGUGGAACAGAAAAAGAACUGAUGCAAGACGCCAGCGUGUUACACUGCUGUCUGCAGCCCUGGAUUAAAAUAGAGUGGAAUCCCAUCUCUAAGAACUUCUCCUCUCCAUCCCCUCCUCUCCACACAAACACACUCUUACACUCACAUCUCCUGGGAGUGCCAAAGUGGAGAGCCUUUUUCUGAGCACAUUUCAGACCAAGGCCCUCUGAUCGCUGAGUGGGAGCAUGGAAAAGUUUCUUAAUGUAGCAUUAGUAUGUGCUCGACUCAGAUGGCCAUAAAUCAUCUUACAGACUACCGUCAGAUCAGACACAUAGUGGCCACCAUCACAGGCUUUUACCACAGACACAAGGGCAUUAUGCAAUCUUGCUGGAAUGUCAUAUACAGUAUAAAGAACUUCACUAAUUCAGCUCCUGUUCUGGAAACUCAAUCACAGAACAUUUGUCAGAAUUCAAGAAGAUGAAGGUAUUUUCAUAAUGCAUUUCCAUUCUAACAACUUUAAUAGCCACACAGUUGUCUUAGCCACACUAUAUAUAAACAAAAGUAUGUGGACACCACUUCAAAUUAGUGGACUUGGUUAUUUCAGCCACACAGGUAUAAAAUGGAGCACACCGCCAUGCAAUCUCCAUAGACAAACAUUGGCAGUAGAAUGGCUUUAGUGAAGAGCUCAGUGACUUUCAACGUGGCACCUUUCCAACAAGUCAUUUGGUCAAAUUUCUGCUCUGCUAGAGCUUCCCCGGUCAAUUGUAAGUGCUGUUAUUGUGACGUGGAAACAUCUAGGAGCAACAACGGCUCAGGCGCAAAGUGGUAGGCCACACAAGCUCACAGAACAGGACCACCGAGUGCUGAAGUGGGUAGCACGUAAAAAUCAUCUGUCCACUACAGAGUUCCAAACUGCAUCUGGAAGCAACGUCAGCACAAGAUCUGGCCGUUGGGAGCAUCACGAAAUGGGUUUCCAUGGCCGAGCAGCCGCAUACAAGCCUGAGAUCACCAUUCGCAAUGCCAAGCGUCGGCUGGAGUGGUGGAAAGCUCACUGCCAUUAGACUCUGGAGCAGUGGAAAUGCAUCCUCUGGAGUGAUGUAUCACGUGUCACCAUCUGGCAGUCUGACUGGGUUUGGGUUUGGCGGAUGCCAGGAAAACGCUACCUGCUCCAAUGCAGUGCCAAUUGUAAAGUUAGGUGGAGGAGGAAUAAUGGUCUGGGGCUGUUUUUCAUGGUUCAGGCCCUUUAGUUCCAGUGAAGGGAAAUCUUAACACUAGAGCAUACAAUGACAAUCUAGACGAUUCUGUGCUUCCAACUUUGUGGUAACAGUUUGGGGAAGGACCUUUCCUGUUCAGCAUGACAAUUCCUCUGUGCGCAAAACAAGGUCCAUACAGGAAUGGUUUGUCGAGAUCGGUGUGGAACGCCGACUGCGAGCCAGGCCUAAUUGCCCAACAUCAGUGCCCAACCUCACUAAUGCUCUUGGCUGAAUGGAACCAAGUCCCCGCAGCAAUGUUCCAACAUCUAGUGGAAAGCCUUCCCAGAAGAGUGGAGGCUGUUAUAGCAGCAAAGGAGGGGGACCAACUCCAUAUUAAAUUUACAUGAUUUUAGAAAGAGAUAUUUGACAAGCAGGUGUCCACAUACUUUUGGUCAUGUAGUGUAUGCAUUAAUGGUUGUAAUUGCAUAGGUCUUUUAAUUACAAGAACUUGGUUGGUAUGCUCAUAUACCGUUUUGUGGAUUGGCUGGUGUAUACAGUCAUAGCAAUUGAACUUCAGAUAUUUCUGCAGUUUGUUGGUCAUAUGGAAGUGUUUUCUUGUUCUUUGGGUUUGUACUACUCUGGAUUCCUUUUGUUGAAAUAAGUGGCACAAUGUUUAACUGUAUAUACUGUGUGAGUGACUGCAGAUGAGGACAUUUUUAUAUUGCUUAUAUUUUUGUAUAUGAAUAUUUAAGAAAUCCUAAUUAAUAAUUUCCCUCAUUAAGUUAUGUUCAGUUAUCAAUGAUAAUUAUAACUAUCAAAUAUUUUGGCCAUUUGUCUAUAAAACAAUAACUCAUGCCUUGAAA
Messenger RNA from Salmo salar (Atlantic salmon), 3658 nucleotides. Lineage: Eukaryota; Metazoa; Chordata; Actinopteri; Salmoniformes; Salmonidae. The record is from RefSeq and is a predicted model, not a curated record.